AAGAAGAGCUUGUUUUCUUUAAAAACCCAGCACACACCGGAAGGGAGGGGAAUCUGUCUGUCUCCCUCUUUUUUCUGUCUGUCAGUCUGUCUGUCUGGCGUCGAGCUGCGGAAGACAGUCAGAGCCGGUGUGUUUGUUAUGGGAGCCAGCUAACAAGGAAGGGCGAAGACUUCAGUUUUAAGUGAAAGCAAACGGCAGGAAACGGCCAUUCAGCAGUCUCACUGGAUCCCCUGAGCGCACUGGGAGUAAACUUUAUUUCGAAAUGUUAUUUUUCAAGUUAUUUAUUUUGUGUUUCUGCCUGCGGGAUAUUGGAGGUCAGUUUGGAAACCCUUUGAACAAGUACAUUCACCAUUAUGAAGGUUUGUCGUAUGACACGGAGGCACUGCACGAAAGUCACCAGAGAGCCAAAAGGGCACUAUCUCCACAGGAAAAGACCGUGCACUUGAACUUCCAUGCUCACGGAAGACACUUUAACUUGCGGCUGAAGAGGGAUACAAGUCUCUUUUCUCCAGAUCUUAUUAUUGAUGUGUCUGGGGAGGAGGCACCCAUUGACACAUCCCAUAUUUACAGUGGAGAAAUUUUUGGUGAAAAGGGCACACUGACCCAUGGCUCUGUGGUUGAUGGACGCUUUGAGGGCUUUAUUAAAACCCACCAAGGAACUUACUAUGUUGAGCCCUCAGAGAGAUAUUUGAAUAACAAGAAUGUACCAUUCCAUUCCGUCAUCUAUCAUGAAGACGACAUCCAUUAUCCCCAUAAGUAUGGCUCAGAGGGAGGCUGCGCUGACCACUCUGUGUUUGAAAGGAUGAAGAAGUACCAGACAUCUGCAGUUCAGGAGCCAGUUAAAAUGGAGAACGUUAUGUUGGAGGAUGAUGGCUCAGAUGGUCCAGUCAUUCUGAGACGAAAGAGGGCAGCAGGGAAAGAGAAAAACAUCUGCCAGCUCUACAUUCAGACCGAUCACUUCUUCUACAAUUACUACGGCACAAAAGAGGCCGUCAUCGCUCAGAUUUCCAGUCACGUGAAGGCGAUCGACUCCGUUUACAAAGUCACGGACUUCACGGGCAUACGGAACAUUGGUUUUAUGGUUAAAAGGAUAAGGAUAAAUUCCACAGAUGAAGAAAAGGACAGAAGUAAUCCUUUUCGUUUUGCCAACAUCGGUGUGGAAAAGUUCUUGGAGCUUAAUUCUGAACAGAACCAUGACGAUUACUGUCUAGCCUACGUCUUUACUGACAGAGACUUUGAUGAUGGCGUGCUUGGCUUGGCCUGGGUUGGUGCUCCUUCAGGAAGCUCUGGUGGCAUCUGUGAAAAGAACAGGAUGUACUCGGAUGGGAAGAAGAAGUCUCUCAACACUGGGAUCAUUACAGUGCAGAACUAUGCUUCACAUGUCCCUCCUAAGGUGUCACACAUCACCUUUGCGCAUGAAGUUGGACACAACUUUGGUUCUCCUCAUGACUCCGGGAUUGAAUGCACACCUGGAGAAUCUAAGCAGCAGGACCUAAAGGAGAAGGGAAACUACAUCAUGUAUGCUCGAGCCACAUCAGGGGACAAAACAAACAACAACAAAUUCUCCAUCUGCAGCAUUCGCAAUAUCAGUGCUGUCCUCACAAAGAAGAGAGAUGACUGCUUUGUUGAGUCUGGACAGCCUAUCUGUGGUAAUGGCCUUGUAGAAGAGGGAGAGCAAUGCGACUGUGGCUACAUUGAUCAGUGUAAAGAUGACUGCUGCUACAACGCCAAUGAAGCAGAUGACAAAAAGUGCAAACUCAGACCUGGCAAAAAGUGCAGUCCCAGCCAAGGCCCAUGUUGCCAACCUAACUGUGAAUUCAAAGUCACCGCAGACCAAUGCAGAGCGGCGUCGGAAUGUGCUGAGCAAGGAUGGUGCAACGGAGUCACUGCUCUGUGUCCGACCUCCACACCAAAGAAAAACUACACCACCUGCAAUUCUGGAACCCAAGUUUGCAUUAAUGGGGUCUGCUCUGGUUCCAUUUGUGCAAAGUACAACCUGGAAGUUUGCACCUGCGCCAGCCAGGACAGCAAGGAUGAGGCUGCCGAGCUGUGCCACGUGUGCUGCAUGGAUAAAAUGAACCCCAGCACCUGCAGCAGCACGGCCUCAGACAGAUGGGCGCAUCGGUUUAAUCGAACGGUAAUAACGCUGCAGCCUGGCUCGCCCUGCAACGACUUCAAGGGAUACUGUGAUGUCUUCAUGAGGUGUCGCCUUGUGGAUGCUGAUGGGCCUUUGGCAAGGUUAAAGAAGGCCAUUUUCAAUCCAGAGCUCUAUGAGAAUAUCGCAGAUUGGAUUGUGGCUCACUGGUGGGCAGUGCUGUUGAUGGGCAUCGCUCUUAUCAUGUUAAUGGCGGGCUUCAUUAAGAUUUGCAGUGUGCACACCCCCACCAACAACCCCAAACUUCCUCCAGCAAAGUCACUUCCAGAUACGUUGAGACGGAGAAAGCCUCAGCAGGCCAACACUCGAGCCAGGGAGCAAGCUUACAGCCGUCCCGAGCAAUAUUCAAUGGAACCGAUGAGCCGCCAGAGGUAGACGCUGCUCUGUGCCUUGCUUCAGUGCCUACAACAGGAGCACUUCACUCCAAAGAGUUACCUUUACAACUCCGUGCAAAUUUCAAUGAACUUGAAAUUGAAAAUGUUUUAAUGGGCAAUGUCCAAAGUUGUCUUAUUUUUGUGAUGAGGAGGGCUAACAGACACCCACCACCCUUUGUUCUGAGAGCCAGAUUAAAAGAUCAAAAUCGGUUCACGUAGCUUUUAUAGGAAAUGCAUAAGUUUUGAAUAGAGAGGAAGGAAAAGAAAUACACUACACUCUUAUUCAGUCUUAAUAUUACCGUUUUCGUUGAAUGCCUUAUUUUUAGAAUCUCAAAUUAAAUUGAUGGGACGAGAGGUUUAUUUGUGCCCCUCCAUUGUGCAACUUUUUUUAUUGCUUCAAAUGAAACCAGUGCC
Nematolebias whitei (Rio pearlfish) is the source of this 2943-nucleotide messenger RNA. RefSeq names its product ADAM metallopeptidase domain 10a (gene adam10a). Gene Ontology annotation, molecular function: metalloendopeptidase activity involved in amyloid precursor protein catabolic process. Gene Ontology annotation, biological process: Notch signaling pathway; membrane protein ectodomain proteolysis. Bases 263 to 2530 code for a protein of 755 amino acids. The transcript is spliced from 16 exons. Gene Ontology annotation, cellular component: plasma membrane; synaptic membrane. The record is from RefSeq and is a predicted model, not a curated record. NCBI's taxonomy places the organism in Eukaryota, Metazoa, Chordata, Actinopteri, Cyprinodontiformes, Rivulidae.